UAGGAUAAUGCUACUUACACCCCAAACUUACCCCAAUUUGUACCCCAAUAUAAAAGACCUCCCCCACCCCACACAUGCAAGUAACCCCCCCCACCUAAUUCACUCUGCUUCACAAUCUUACUCUCUCUCCUCCGUUACCUUUUUCUUGCCGGUUUGAAUGUCCUCCUCGCCUUUUGUGUCGCUGCCGAUUGACACCACAUACUUCUCUGAGUCCUCGCCGUUGUCAUCUCUGAAACAUUUCAUUGGCAGCACCAUCUUCACAGCCCUCCUCUCUGUCGUCUUCACAGCCCUCAUCUCUGACGCCGGUGGUCCACCUUUAAGGUUUGCGUGCAUGUGGUGUUAUGAUCCUUGCAUAGGCAAUAUGCAGCACGUAUGUGGUGUUACGAUCCUUGCAUUCGCGGAGUACCUCUUGGCUGGUUCGCCACUACUUCCUGACUGCACCUACGAUUAUGUCGACGACUUCCGUAGGCAAUAUGCGGCACGUAUCUUUCGAAUGACAGUGGCCUAAAGCUUGUGCAAUAUAUGUUCUUUAAUUAACGCACAACUAUGACAGAUUAUCCCUCUAUGCUAAUAUAUGCAAGGCAUUUUU
Molecule: messenger RNA, 589 nt
Organism: Cuscuta campestris
Lineage: Eukaryota; Viridiplantae; Streptophyta; Magnoliopsida; Solanales; Convolvulaceae
Source: the annotation of a GenBank genome assembly